AUAUGGAGCCUUCCUAAUAUCCAAUGAUAUUACGCCAUUGUCAAUUGACUUUGAAUCAGGGGAGAGCGGUGAGGGUGACUUGAACGCCAAGAAUCUGGAUUGAGGAAGUACGUACAAUAGGUAGAGUGCUGGAAACUUGCGUUCGUUCUCCGCUCGUUCUCCUCUCCCAUUCCUCAUUUGGGCCUUUCUAAACCAUGGAAAAGAAGGACGGAGAAAAGGCGGACGACGAAAAGCCUGCCAGAACUAGUGCUAUAAAAGCACGAGGAUCAAAUUGAAUUUCAACAGUACCACAAGUGCUGUCAUUGGAUACGAAUCGAGCUACUUUGAUCAAGAAAUCCCAACGAUCACAAGCAUCAUGCAAAAGAUUUUGAUUUUCGUUGCCCUUUUCGGCUUGAGCCUGGCCUCAAUCCGAGAUAAUAAGAACUCCCAGAUAGUGGAGGCUCCCCAAUACAACGCCUUGACCCAGGAGACGAUCGUUGAGUUGUACGAGUUCCUCAAGACCGAACUUGAGGGCAAGGAUGGUGGUGAAUUGGCUCCCCUGGACCAAGACAAAAUGAUCCUCCGCAAUAAGCGAUCUGCCGAGGCCAGCCCUUUCUUCUUCCGUCGUUUGUUUGGAUUUGGUCGUCGUAAUUUUGGAUUUGGCCGUAGAUAUCGACGAGGAUAUUUCCACUGAAUAAUAAAAA
Tigriopus californicus is the source of this 683-nucleotide messenger RNA. RefSeq lists its product as uncharacterized. The transcript has 2 exons. Lineage: Eukaryota; Metazoa; Arthropoda; Copepoda; Harpacticoida; Harpacticidae. The record is from RefSeq and is a predicted model, not a curated record. Bases 356 to 673 code for a protein of 105 amino acids.